Patiria miniata (bat star) is the source of this 5259-nucleotide messenger RNA. RefSeq lists its product as uncharacterized. Lineage: Eukaryota; Metazoa; Echinodermata; Asteroidea; Valvatida; Asterinidae. The coding region runs from base 61 to 3099 and encodes 1012 amino acids. Gene Ontology annotation, cellular component: nucleus; chromosome, centromeric region. The record is from RefSeq and is a predicted model, not a curated record. The transcript has 11 exons. Gene Ontology annotation, biological process: meiotic chromosome segregation.
UACCAGCUGUAUUUAACCAAUGAAAUAUAAAACCAAAUUGAUGCGGCACGAAGUUUAAAAAUGGCGACUGAAAGCACGACAGAUAAAGACAAAGACACCAUGUCACAUAGCAAGGGCAACACCAGCAUUGAACUGAUCAAAGAAAAGAUGAAAGAAAAGCGACGAAAGAAAGCUCUGAAUGACAGUAAUACAUCGUGGUCCAGGUCAUUCUCAAAACGUAAAGGAACAACUGCAUCAUACGUCCUGAAAGCCAGCUUGCGUUCUAACAAUCAGUCCCUGGCCAAGGCCCUGGCUGCUUCCAAACACGAUGCUCAGCAGGCUCAUCAGAAUAUCUUGGAGCUGCAGCGAGACAGACAGUUCCUUCUGCAGCAGGCCAACUCUAAAAGGAUGGCAGAGAAAGAAUGCAUUCAACGCUUUGGAAACAUCAAACAAGUUCUGUCCAAAGUGACUCACAGCUUGUUGGAUGGCGUGAGCUCGCUUGGACAAGCCAUUGAUCUCUGCUCUUCCUUACCCUUGCGGGAGAGUAGCUUGGGACUUAUUCCAAGGGCCUCCUUGACAUCAGAUGAUGAUUCCUUCAGGAUUGUGCAGAAAGCUGAUCAAGGAUCUGCCACGUAUUGUAGGCAAGCUCAGCUCUCCUCGGCCAUUGAGAGUGCAGCCUCUCAUGUGAUGCAGGCAGCGGAUACCAUGGCAACAGCUACCAUCAACCAGUCAGAGCCGUCAUCGGUGCGUCAGUCACAAAAUGAGCAAGCACAGGGAACUAGCACAUCAGAAGAACUCAAAGGUUCCGUCCAAUCAGAGCCAGUGUGUGAUGGUACCAGCCAAUCAGCAUCCUCGCUCAUUGGGGUCCCCUUGUCAGACAAAUUAAAGGAUUUGGCCAAUGAGGAGCUGGAUUUGGAGUUUCCGUCAUUAGAUGACUUAGACAUUCCUUUGAGAUUUAUCGAUGAAACUCCUGAUUCCAAAGUUAGUGGUAGUUCCAAUGCCAGACGUCAGUCCAGCCGCCUGGAGCCACCAGUGAAGCGUUCCCGCACAGCAACACUCUUGACAGACCCAAUUGCGAUCCAAAAAGCCUUAGCAGAGGACGCAGACUAUACAGCAUACACAGAGGACCCGGAUGAGAACAACCAGACAGUCUUAAGCCCAGAGCCUGAGCAAGGGUUCCGACAAACGCCAAGCACAACAUUCCUAGAUCCCAGCCCUUCAAUCAACCCUAAAAACCAAACAGUCAAAAGCACCAACAAGCGACCUGCUGUAAAAUCAAGACGUGCCACCUAUAACAUCUCCCCAGUAAGAUCUGAAGCAGCUGGCAACAAAACGUUUGAGGUAUCGGGCUCUCCCCAAACCCCAGGGGUCCCAGAUCAACAAACAACUGGAGUGGUCAAGGAAAGAUACGUAUUUAUCCAUACACCACCGGGUAACGUCUCCAACUACAAAACCAUGGACAUGGAGCUAACUGGAGUGACUAACAACUCCACAUCAACACAGGAUGAACAGAACAAGAGCCUGGCCAAUAAGUCUCGCUUCAACCAUGAUGAACAGGUUAUCCGACCCUGGGGUAACAUCCACAUGGACAAACCAAAAAACUCUCCUGCGGCUAAAGUAAAUAAACAGAAGAACAAAACUAAGCCUCCAACAAACACCUCCAAGAGUUUGCUACCAAAGCCUCAAAAGAAGAUAUCCAAAGAGUCUGGCAAGAUCCUCACGGGCAAGGGCAUCAAGAAAGCUGGCUCCAAGAAACCCAGCAAGAAGACCUGUCUGAUGUCAGAAUCCUUCAGGAAUGACCUGGCAGUCUUUGAUCUGUCGGCUGGGGAUAGCUUCUCACUAGCUCCACCAAUAUUCAACCGAGUCAAAUCUAAAACAACUGAUGCGCUAGCAGGGUUUACUGGGACAAAUACCGCCCGAGAUGCUGGUAGCUGCUUUGAUGAUGAGAAAUCUACAGAAAUUCCCAUCGUUUACCGAUGUCCAGAACCCAUGCCACAAGGGGAGCAACUCCAGCCAAUCACCGACUCCAAGCCGAACACUGACCGAGAUGCUGGUAUUCACUCUGAUAACGAGAAAUCUACAGCAGUACCCAGCGUUUUAAGAUGUUCAGAACCCAUGCCACAAGGGGGGCAACUGCAGCCAUUUCAACAAGAGGAAUUGCUAGAUUCCUUCCCCCUGGAGGAGCAUUUGCAAGCUGAGUCAUUGAAACUAGUGGAGUCUGUGAAAACCAACAGAGGGAGCAAGAUCAAGCGUAAGAGCAAGAAAGCCAAAUCAGUUGAAUCUCCUGGUGUGGACAAGAUGACAGGAGGUGUCCUGAAGGCGAAGCCAAAUGUGGCCAUCGUAGACAGCGAAGUCAAUGACAUCUUCGAAGGGACUUGCCUAGCCAAAAUGGGCAAUACACAGCCCACCACUUCUUGGCAGCCUGCUGAGGAUAUCAAUGAUGCCAUUCCAGUGUUGACAUCAAAUAAGCCCACUAAACGCCGCCCAACCAAAGAAAAAAAAGUCAAGGUUAAGUCCUCAGAUCCUCCUAAGACUGAGAUUUUGAUUGAAGACACCAAAUCUGCAUUCAUGCCAAAACAGCAUCCUCACAAGACCCUGUCUACUGACAAAGCUGUGCCCUUUGUCACUUUUAACCUAUCCAGCCCAGCACAGAUGACCAACGAUGAUGGUGAUGACAUCCUAGGGGACAUCGAUGUUCCUAGCCGCAAGAAGAAAUCUACAUCCCCUUCCUCAUCCACCGUGCCCAUCUCAACAUCAAAAAUGGACACAGAGACAAGAUGCAGUCCACCAUCUAUGGCCACUAAGAACAACUCACAGCCCCCCAUUUCAAUCCAGCCUGCCAUGGACAAAGCCUCCUCCUCUCGGUCAAGGCGGGGCCAGAAGAGGAUGGCUGAUGCCCUCAAGGAGGAACCCACAGCAGAGAUGGAAGAAGAGGGGGCGGGGUCACAGGAGACAGGGAGGACGAGCCGUAGAGCUGGACGAAUCAGCUACAAGGAGCCAUCAUUGAGGGACAAAAUGCGGAAUGAUCAUUCCUCGCACAUGGGCAAGAAGAAGGCCACACAGAAAAAGGUUAAGAAAAGCAAACGUGCAGCUCUCGAGACAGUGACAAAUGUGACAUAAGCUUGCUGCAACACCAAUAAAAUAGAUCUUGUUGUCUCCUUUGAUUUGAUACUACACUUAUUGUUGUUAUACUUGGAGUUCUAAAGAUAUAACAAAUUUCAUGUUUUUUAUUUGUCCAUCUUUUCAUGGAAUUUGCCUUUCAAGUUCUUUGAGCACUGCAUAUAUAUAUAUAAUUUCAAAUCAAAGAAUUUACAUGUGAUUGAAAUACUGAUCAAUUAGUGCAAACAAUUACACCUACCUGUAAGCUGUAUUCAUUGAGGGAAUGUAAUAUUUUACCUUAAAAGUCUCAUUUUUGUUUGUUUCGGAUGUUACAUUAUACAUGUUAACAAACUGAACAUGUCCAUCAAAAUAGAAUGGUACAAGUACAAAGUAAAUAGUCUCCCACCAUACAGUACAUGUGGAACUGGAAUCAUCCAUUUUGUUAAUAGAGGUGACCAGCAUGCAUGCAGAAAGUUAUAAUCUAGAUCUAAAUUCCGUGUACUAUAGUGUAAAAUUGCCAUACAGGAAUUGAGAAAUAGACUUUACUUUAAUAUAUUGUAUAAGUUGGAAUUACCUUCAUAGAAACAAGACCUAAUAAAAUAUAAAAACAAAACACAACAGUGGGACUUAAAAUGUUGAAAUCUAUUUUUUUUAAUGUAAGAGUUUUCCCUCAUUUAACUUGUCAGACGUUAAAAAUGUUUGUCAACACUAUGCUGUAACAUCCGAAACACGACAACAAUACCCCAGAAAGUAUUAUUUAUAUGGCUCAAGAAUUCUGAUGAGUAGUUGUGGUUAUCAUUGUUUUAGUUUAAGUAACAGUUUAUUUUUUAACAAUCCAGCAAUGCCAUGCAUCACAUACAGUGUCUUUAAACAUUUCAUUGUUACCAAUUUAAUAUAGUAGAAAGCUUAGAAAGUUAACAGUAAAUUUGGAUUUUGGCUUCAAAUGCAUGUUAUAUUUACUUUUAAAACUGAAUAAAAUGAUUCAAAUAGUUUUCUUGACAAGAUAAAACAAUGAAAGAAUCCCAAAAUAUUGAUAUAAUAAAAAAAAAUGCAUGAAAAAUGGCAAUUUUGUGUUAACAACAACUGUGUAACGUCCGAAACGAAGUUCCUGUGCUACAAGAAAUUUGUUGGAUAUCAAUGAUCUAAUUUAUGUAUAGAUUUGUUUUAAAACUAACAGUGAUUUAUUUUAUGAGGAUUGAUUCACUUCAGGUACCCUCUACUUUGAGAAAUGGUAUUUUUUUGUUUCGGACGUUACAUUUGUUUCGGAUGUUACAACUGUUAACAGAAAAUUUGUUUUGCUGAUAUAAUGAUAAUGUAACUAGAUACUGCCUUAUGUUAUGCUGUGAUGGGAAGCUGCCUUGAGUCUCUCCCAAAGUGAAAUAAGAAAUAGGUUCUGCGAUUCCUUUAUUUUUUGAGACUCCAAAAUUAAAAUUGUUUCGGACGUUACAAAACUGUUAACGGAAAAUGAGAUAACUUUUUCAUUUGAUGAAAAAAGUUUUAAACAACAUCACUGCAAUAAAACAAUGUUACUUUCUUUUUAGGCAUAGGAAUGGGGUAACCAGAAAGUGUAUCUUAAUACUGAUAUCAUAUAAAUUAAUUGUAGUCCUAGUGUGUCAAAUGAGGGGCAAGAUUGUUUACGGAAGAUGUAACGUCCGAAACACCAUUUUCAAUUGCACCAUUCCAUGAAAAUAAUCAAGAUAGUUCCAAUUAAUGUUCGCUUUCUUAAAGUUCCACUCAUACUUAUUCAUUAUAUAUAGGAAAGAAAAUUAUUGUUUCUGAUUUUUAUUUUUUUCCAACCAAAACGAAAUUGUUUCUUGUUUUGGUUGACAAAAUUCCGUUAACAUUUGGCUCACAGUUACAUGUAAAUAGUUACAUAUGCAACGUGUAAACGUUCAGUUAGUUACUAUACUCCAUAUUGCUUUGUGUUGAUAAGAAAGCCACAAAACAACAAAAUGCAAGUGAUGCAACUAUGUGGAUGGUGUAAAUAAUGUACAUAAACAAAAUGGUCACAAUAUGGCCUUUGUCAAUGUAAAUGUACGAUGUUUGUACAAAAUAUGGGUUACUUUAUUAUUUAUCCAUAGUGAGAAAAUGCGACAAGUUGAAAGAUGUUCUGCAGUAUUUUUAUUUGGUAUUUAUUCAUGGAAAUCCCUUAACAAGUUCGACAAUAAAUUCCUUUGCUGU